AUUAAAAAAAGUACCUGAAACAUUUGCCCAGUGAGACUCUGCCCAUGCAGAUCAUGUUGAAAAUCCUGACUGGUAACAUUCAAACAAUUCUGAACAGUUUUCAGUUUAUCAGUCAGCAUACAAGCCUACAACAUGGACACCAACCCUUGGAAAAAGGAAGAAAUCAGCUGCCUGGUUUGUUUGAAUAUUCUAACAAAUCCUACUACUCUUUCAUGUGGGCAUAACUUCUGCAUGGAGUGCAUCACCAAAUACUGGGACCAGGCUGUCAGCACUGGUAUCUGCUGUUGUCCCUGCUGCCGACAGACUUUCACCCCAAGGCCCACUCUGAAGAACAACACCAUUCUGGAGAAGAUGGUGGUCAAGCUGAGCAAAAAAGUCCUUCAAGACGGCCCUCCACUUCCCGACCGUGCGCCUGAUGACACGUCCGUAUGUGCUGUGUGCACAGGGAGGAAAGGCAAAGCCACAAAGACAUGUUUGGACUGUCAGGAGUCGUACUGCCAGAGUCAUCUCAGAGCCCACCGGGUCUGCCCUUUGCUGCAGGCACACACCCUCGUGGACGCAGAGCUGGAGUUUCAAGGGAAGCUGUGCCCACAGCACAAUGAGCUACUGGAUGUUUACUGUCGAGAGGAGAGGAAGUGUAUCUGUCAGCAGUGCAAUGCAGAAGAACACCAGAACCAUGAGACUGUCCCUGUUGAGACUGAGAGAGACAGAAGACAGGCCCAGCUGACUACAGUGCAGGAUAAUUCUAGAUGUCAACUCCAGGACACAAAGGUGCUACUGAGGACACUGGAUGAGGCUGUGGAGGCUUUGAAGGCCUCAGCGCAGGCUGCAGAGGAGGACAGUGACGGGAUGUUCUCUGAGAUGAUGAGCUGUCUGAAACAGAGGCGACAGGAAGUGAGGGAGUGUAUCAGAUCCAGGACGAGGGCUCUGGUGGACAAGGCAGAGCAGAAACAGGCCCGUCUCAGACUGGACAUCGAGACCCUGCAGAGGAAAGACAUGGAACUGGAGACACUGAGGAACAUGCGAGAUAGCACCCUGUUCCUGCAGACGUGGCAGCCAAUCAGCACGCUGCCUAAACGCGACUACAACAUCGUUAUCAGUGAGAAAGCUACAUUUGAUAGUGUGAAGACUGUCAUCAGUGAAUACAAGCAGCUCUUUGAUGACAUUUCGAAUGAAUCCUUAGAAUUCUUCACGCACACACUUGGGAACGUGCUGAUUUUGGAACCUCCAGUGACCAUGGCAAAACCUCAGACCAAAAACUUGCAUGUCAUCAAACCUCCGAUUCCGAGAAGCAGAGCGGACUUCUUACAGAAUGCUUGUCAACUCACCCUUGAUCCAGACACGGCACACCCCAACCUGAUCCUCUCUCACCACAACCUCAAAGCAACGGCCAAACCAGGAAAGCAGUUGAGAAGACCUUCCUCAAGGAACUUCAACCACUGGGAACAAGUACUGUGUCUGGAGGGCUUGACCGGCAAAAAAUACUACUGGGAGGCAGAAUGGACUGGCAAGGAAGUGGUUAUGGGUGUGACCUAUGAGGGGAUUCAAAGGAAAGGAAAGGAUGAGCAGAGCAUGCUGGGCCGCAAUGAGAAGUCCUGGAGUUUGACGUGUUCUGAGCUCCAUUACUCAGCCUGGCACAAUAACGAGGAGACCAGACUGAUGGCUGAGGUGUCGUCUCCGAGGAUAGGAGUGGGUUUGGACCACCAAGCAGGCACUCUGACUUUCUACAGCAUUUCUGAAUCCAUGACUCAACUUUAUACGUUUUUUGUUAAGGAAUUCACAGAGCCACUCUACCCUGGUUUUGGAAUCGGGGCGAAGAGCUCUUUGAAAAUCUGUGAACUGAGGUAAAUGAUGAUGCAGAUUGGGGAUUGGGAAUGUAGUUUAGCAAUGAUCCUUAAUUCAUGACUAACAUCAGAAGCAAUAAAACUAGGAGAAGUUGCUUGCAGUAAGAUGGAUAUUUGUAUUUGAAUAGCAUUGUACCCUCAGAUAUAUAUGCAUUUUAGAGAAGAACCAUUUAAAAAGAGGUGGUAUAGAUUCUUUAUUCAUGUUGUCCUAUUCACAAAGUAAAUGUGUACAUUCGUUAUCAUAUGUACAUUAUAAAAACAAUCAGGACAUGCAGGUUUUAGCGUGACAGAGUAUUAGAAUGAAUUAAUCCUAAAUCUUUAUACAACUCAAAUAAAAAAAACAGCUAAACUUAAUACAAAAUAAAAAUUCAACAUAUAUAUAAAAAAAAUAAAAGUAUGUUAUUCCAUCCAUAAAUGUCCAAUUCAAUCAAAAAGGUUUAAUCCAUCAUUGGCCAGCAAUGCCCAACAUUUCUGUUCAAAUAAAGCACUCAUUUCACUUACAUGUCCAUGAGAUACACUUCCAUAGUACACAUUUCUUUUCACCGAUCGCAUGGAGUUUUCUAGGACUCACAGUCAACUUAUAUUACAAUUGGAGUCCUCUCCAACACUGGA
This is a messenger RNA of Osmerus eperlanus (European smelt), 2456 nucleotides long. RefSeq names its product tripartite motif-containing protein 16-like. The transcript is spliced from 7 exons. NCBI's taxonomy places the organism in Eukaryota, Metazoa, Chordata, Actinopteri, Osmeriformes, Osmeridae. Gene Ontology annotation, molecular function: protein binding; zinc ion binding. Bases 133 to 1848 code for a protein of 571 amino acids. The record is from RefSeq and is a predicted model, not a curated record.